AUGAGCACGACGUAUGUUGAACUCGCCGUUUUGUGUUAUGAAGGAGGAGCUGACUGCUCCACUACGCGGAUUCGCCAAUCGCAGAAGCCCUACUGGCCUUCGACGGCGACCAUUCUCGAUAGACCUGAAAGCUGGGCAAUGCGAGAGUCUGGCACCAACCCACUCAUCGCACAGAUGAUCUUCCAGCACUUCCUUGAUGCCGUACGUCCCAGGAGGACAGCACAAUACUCAGUCUUCGAGACAUUCUUUCUGGAGCCGGACAGGCCAUACGUGGACGGUGGCACGGAUGCUGAUACACCAGUUGGACACCUCGGCAACGAAUUGAUAUCGCAGCGUUUCACCCAGCUCAUCAAUACUUUCAUUGUUGCGACGACGGCUCCAGUCGCUCUUACUGGCGGAUUUGGCGUCUCUACUCCGUUCAUGGACUACAACACGAGCCGGACAGACUUGCAGAUCGAAACAACCUCUGUCAUAAUCCGCUGCCACAAAAUGUGGGCAAUAUGUCUCAUAUGUCUGUCUUCUCUCCUUGUCAUAGCAGGCUUACUGACCGCUUUCCUGGAUCUUCGUCGCAAAGCACCGGGCAUAUUUGACAGCUUUGUGACUUCCAUUAGAGAUAGUCCCUAUGCAAGAUUACAGCAUUUGAGUUCAACAGAAGACAGCGUUGAUCUAGCAAGACGGCAACAAAACACCCGUGUGCGGAUCGGAGAUGUCAAGUCGGAUGAUACUCACGGUUACAAUGCUGUUGCCACACUUUCUGGAUCUCACGAAGUCGGGAGGCUGGGCUCGAGGAGACUGUAUAUAUGA
Molecule: messenger RNA, 804 nt
Organism: Fulvia fulva
Lineage: Eukaryota; Fungi; Ascomycota; Dothideomycetes; Mycosphaerellales; Mycosphaerellaceae
Exons: 1
Coding region: 1-804 (267 amino acids)
Source: RefSeq, a predicted model, not a curated record